Microtus ochrogaster (prairie vole) is the source of this 897-nucleotide messenger RNA. It is a transcript of the gene Ankrd66, whose product is annotated as ankyrin repeat domain 66. NCBI's taxonomy places the organism in Eukaryota, Metazoa, Chordata, Mammalia, Rodentia, Cricetidae. The record is from RefSeq and is a predicted model, not a curated record. Gene Ontology annotation, molecular function: protein binding.
GGCAGGAUGUGCAUCCACCUUUGAUGUAAACUCACUGCCCCAGUUGAGCUAACCAGACAUCUGAAAAUCUGCUAGCUAGGGACUCACAGACCGAGAGCCUCAGCAGGGAGCCUGGAGCUAUCUGUGAAAGGUGCUUCCUGUAAGCGUGGUGAAUAGCAGUUUGCUGAGAGCAUCGUUUUUUUUUUUUGUGUCCGGCCAUUACCAGUUUUCUUUACCAUCACCUUUAAACCACAGGAUUCUGACAUGGAAUUGUCGAAAAUGUCAGACAUGACAAAGCUCCAUCAGGCCGUGGCAGCAGGCGACUACAAUUCAGUGAAGAAGAUUUUGAAGAAAGGUCUCUGUGACCCAAACUACAAGGAUGUGGACUGGAGCGACAGGACGCCCCUCCACUGGGCGGCAAUCAGAGGCCAAAUGGAGGUGCUACAUCUCCUGAUACAAUAUGGAGCCAGACCCUGCUUGGUAACCGACGUGGGCUGGACCGCAGCUCACUUUGCGGCUGAGUCCGGCCAUCUGAACGUCCUCAAGACUCUGCACGCACUGCCCGCUGCCAUUGAUGCUGCCGACUUCUUCGGAGAUACACCCAAGAGGAUCGCGCAGAUCUACGGGCAGAAAGCCUGUGUGGACUUCCUGGAGAAAGCAGAACCAGAAUGUUGGGACAACCGCCAGAGAGGGCUGUUGCUGGAUGAACAGGACCCAGAUUGGGACCUCAAGAAAAGGGAGCUGGAGCUGUCUCUUCCUGCCCCGGAUCCAAACACCAACAAAAAGAAUAAGAAAAUCCGAGGCUCCACCAAGCUCAGCCAUUCCAAGGCCUGGAGGUUAUGAGAAGGGAAGCCUGGGGACAGACUCCUGGAGACAGACUCAGGCAGACCUAGGACCCAGCACGGAGCCAGAGUUGUU